CAAGAACACUGUAAGGUUAGUGAGUAUACGAGAGCCACUCUAGCAAGAUACAUUCAUCCCACAGUAAGAAUCAGUCAAGCCAUAGAGAACAGGCACCCCACAAGAAGCACAGCCACCCAACAAGAAGCACAACCACCCUACAAGAAGCACAGCCACCCUACAAGAAGCACAGCCACCCAACAAGAAGCACAGGCACCCUACAAGAAGCACAGCCACCCUACAAGAAGUACAGCCACCCUACAAGAAGUACAGCCACCCUACAAGAAGUACAGUCACCCUACAAGAAGCCAGAAGGGCACCAGCAGAGCUGAAGAAAUCCAUGAUGUCGUCCAAGUUCUUUUACCUCGUUGUUAUACUGGUUAUCGGUGUGUCAGGCGAUGUUCCUUACACCAGCUGUGACACAGACUGUGUCAAGGAAGUCCUGCAAGUUUUGAGUGAGACACAAGCGGCGACUGAGGAUUACUGUGUCCUUAACUGUACUGAGAAAGAUCCCGGUGAAAAAAUUCCUGAUCCUACUAACUGCCGUAGGUAUUACGUUUGCUUGGAAAAUGGACAUCCGAGUGAUAUUCCAUUCACCUGCGACGAUGACCAAAAAUUUGAUAAUGUAUCUUCCGAUUGUCAUGAAGCGGGCUCCGCUACUUGUGGAGUAUGUGCACCAAAAUGUCUUUAUUCAUGUCCAAGUCCUGGCGUAACUGCCGUAAUUGCGGAUCCGAACGACUGUGCCCAGUACUACCUGUGUGGAGUAAGUGAGGAUCCUAUUCACAUUCCUUGUCCCGCAGACAAUUACUUUGAUGGCACAGAAUGCCAGGCAGACAAGUCUCAGUGUUGUGAUCCGUGUAUAGUCUAUUGUACAGAUGCCUACACUGAGAUCGCUGAUCCAACAAAUUGCCAGAAUUUUUACUACUGUCCAGAAGCAAAUUAUUAUCCCGAGAGUGAUAAUUUACACACAUGUCCGGAGGGAGAAAAAUUUUCUGCUACAACAGGCGAAUGUGAUGGAACAGCUGACUGCGUGCAGCCAUGCGCCUCUCCUACUAACUGAACAAGAGUCAUCACAACCCUGUUGCAUGUGGGGCACCACAUCACAUGUGAGGCACAUAUGAGUUAUGGAACACAUACCUUUCACAUUUGUUGUUAAAAAUCACAUCUUACAUCAAAUAAAUAAAUUACCAAUACUGUGUUAUUGUAUCAAAAGUCUGUAAAUAAAUAAUUUAUUCUGA
Molecule: messenger RNA, 1217 nt
Organism: Cherax quadricarinatus
Lineage: Eukaryota; Metazoa; Arthropoda; Malacostraca; Decapoda; Parastacidae
Cellular component (GO): extracellular region
Molecular function (GO): chitin binding
Source: RefSeq, a predicted model, not a curated record